Vigna umbellata (rice bean) is the source of this 2861-nucleotide messenger RNA. RefSeq lists its product as uncharacterized. Lineage: Eukaryota; Viridiplantae; Streptophyta; Magnoliopsida; Fabales; Fabaceae. The record is from RefSeq and is a predicted model, not a curated record. Gene Ontology annotation, biological process: meristem maintenance; meristem development.
UUUUGAAGCUUCUUGGGGAAGCUUUGUCACUGCAAGUAGUGCUGGGCUAGUUCGCCUGCUCGCUCUUCCCCCUUAUCUCUAUGCAUUCAUUUUCAAUAAUUUCUUUUCAGCACUUCUCUUCUCCGUCGCCGUCGCUUUUGCUGUCGCUCUCCCUAUUGUUAUUUUCGUCGCUGUCACCGUCGCCGCCUCCUUGGCUGUCGCUUUGCCAAUAUUGGUUCUCCGAUGAGAAAAUCCACCAGACUUUCCGCCAUCGGCCUCGUACAGGCUCCAGAGCCGAAGAAGCCUUUCAGCACUCGAUUUUCGCUGAGGUCGUUCGCGAAGCGCGUGCAGCUGCUCACACCGGAGCAGAGAUCCGCUAUUUCGCGAACCGGCUUCGGGAACCUUCUAUCCGUUCCAAACCACUGCCUGAACAAGGUGUUUCUCACAGAGCUAAUGGAGGCGUGGAGCAGCGGGAGCCGCGCGUUCGUGCUACGCUCCGGCGGCGAAAUCCGAAUGACGCUGCUGGACGCAGCGCUGAUCCUGGGCCUUCCGGUGACCGGUAACCCCGUGAACUUGACAGAACAGGAACCCUUCUCCGAUUUGGAAGAGUCGUACGGAGCAACGAAAGUGAAGAGGAAGGUGGCCAUGAGUUUUCUCGAGAAUAGGCUCGAUUCAAUUGGGGAUGCUGUGAGUGAUGAUUUUGUGCGGAGCUUUUUGCUCUACACAAUUGGAACGUUUCUUGCUUCGAACGACGGGAAGGUGGAUUCGCAGUUCUUGCGGUUUCUCGGGGAUUUGGGGGAGGUUUCAGGGUUUGCUUGGGGUGCUGCUGUUAUUGAUGAUUUGUGUCAGUGGCUGGAUAAGAGAAAGGAGCAGAAUGUCAAGUAUGUGGGAGGUUGUCUUAUCUUUCUUCAAACAUGGUCCUAUGAACAUUUUGACGUAGCAGCCAGGCCACAACUGCAAGAGCAUGAUAUCACCUUUCCUCGCAUGUGUCGAUGGGAUAAUAUUAAAUCUAACCAAAGACAACAGGGUACUUCAUGGUUUAAAGAGCUGGAUGAUGAUCAGGUAAUAUGGAAGCUUCAACCUACUUCUGGAGAGUUGCAAAUAGAGAUAAUUAAAGAAGCACUGGAGUUGAUAGGUGACAACAAAGAGCUUCGAAGUGCAGAAAGCCGUUCGACAUGCACUCCAUCUAGCGUUUCUGAUGUAGAUUCAGGGUUUCGGCAUAGUAUCAACGGUGAGGUAUGUAGAGAAGACGAGGAUAAUAUGGAGAAUCAGGUAGUGGAGGACACUCCCACAAGGUCGAGCACUAGUCAUGAAAAAUGUAGAAAGCAGAUCAAUCUCGGGAACUUGGUAGUGUUGGACACUCCUCCAAAUUUAAUCAUCUGCGACAAAGUACGUGGAGAGCAAGAAAUGGAUCCUGAAAAUCUGGUAGUGGUAGUUGAAGGUUCCCUCACAACUAUCAAUAUUCCUGAUGAAGUAGGCGGACAUAAAGAGUUCAACGGUGAAGAACUCAUGGUGGUGGAGGAUACUCCCCCGGAUUUAACAAUUUGUGACAAAGUACGUAGAGAGCAAGAAAUGAAUCUUGAAAACCUGGUAUUGGUUGUUGAGGAUACCCCCCCAACUAUGAGUUUUUCUGACGAACUCGGUGGUGAUCAGGAUUUCAAGUGUGAGAAACUCAUUGUGGAGGAUUCUCCUCCAAAGUUGAGCUUUUAUGAUGAUGAUAUUAGACAGAAGAAUGUUACGUUACAAGAGGAAAACGCUGAAUUCAAGAUGAAACUAGGCCAAUUAAUGGAGGAAAAUGAACUUCUCCGUACGCAGAUUUUAUCAAAUAUUCAAUUUGAAGAGCAGAACGAUGAGUUAAAGAAGGAGCUGGACUUAUUGAGAGAAGAAAACCGAAUUUUAAGAUUGUCACUAAGUAGUUUUCUGGACCGAAUGGAUGGACAUAUUUUGGAUUUCGAAUCUAAUACAACUAAUUGAGUGAACAUGCAACCCUUGAAUUUCACCCCAUAACUUAACUAGCUGCUUAUAGAGCCAGAGCUGUAACAACCAAACAACCUCUGAACUUUCAGACGUUGCUGCAGCCGCAACAUUAGUUCUUCCGCGAACUAUAGAUUUUUUGGGUAAACAAGUGUGUACACAUAUUAUCCAUUCUAAGUUAGGUGUGAACAGUGUUAGGAGGUUUCAUUUCAGGUAAAAGAACGUUAUAUAUAUUGUUAAGCCAUGGCAUUCAUGUCAGGUAAACAGGACUAUUUAUUUUUCUUCUUUGUUGUAUAUAGUUGAUUGUGCAUGUACUCUAAACAGAUGUCGGAGUUCAGAUGGUAUAAUUAUGCUUUUUUUUGAGCAUUAUGAGGCAAGUCACUGCUAGCUUCGCCUGGUACGUUCAUUAUGUUUUAUCAGCAGGUCCAUCUACUACUGCUACUAGCCUUUUCUUGUUACUCAGAGCACAUUGCUAGGCAUGGCUUGAACAGGAAGAAAUCAGCAAUGGCACCCAGCGGUGGAAGGUGUCCUUGUUUGAUACUAUGUAAUUCAAUGGCCUGCGGUAUAUAGGUCUGUGUUUGGGGCGGAUAUAUGCGGUGUUUUUCAUGACUGGGCAGCGCAUUUAGUUUUGUUGUGGCGAUGAAGUAUGCUGAAUUGACGACACUGAGGGUUAGUGUGCUGAAUUUUUAAUAGUGAUACUUGAAUGGCAUUGUUGGAUCUAUGAUUAAAGCAUUUGAAGAAUCCAAUCAUUUUCCUUGAAGAUUUGCAAUAAUCCAUGAAGACUUAGAUAUGUGUUUGGUUAAUUUGAUUUGAUUAGGAAACCAUUGUAUGUUUUCUCUUAUUUAGGUUCAUCUUACAUUGCAAUAUUUGGAAAGCUUCUCUGAAUGUAUGAUCGCUUUUUCUGGUUA